This is a messenger RNA of Seminavis robusta, 1839 nucleotides long. The record is from the annotation of a GenBank genome assembly. NCBI's taxonomy places the organism in Eukaryota, Bacillariophyta, Bacillariophyceae, Naviculales, Naviculaceae.
ACAAACUCUUUGGAUUUCUGAACCUUGGUUGCAAGUACUAUCAAGAUAUCCAGAAGUAUUCCAAGUCUUUUGCAUCGUUGUCAAAACACACAGAACACCCACUCCCUCCUUGGGCACCAGCGGAAAUAGCGAGUGAAUAGUGACAUGAGCUCGAGCUUGAAACGGGCCUUGAGAAAAUCCAUCACACCUGACAUUGACACCGAAGACAACACCAACGAAAGUAAUCUUGCAACACCAGCUGAGAGCAACGAGAACGAGACGCCUGAUACACACGAGAACGAGACCAUGGCUGAGGAAGACGAAGUGAUGGUGAACUCCCCGGGGGAAGAAGUCAAGGAAGAAGAAAAGGAUACUGAAGAAGCAAAGGAGGACGAUGACAAGCAGGAAGAGGGAGAAGACGGAGAAGAGAAGGAUCAAGACGGAGAAGAUAAGAAAAAUGCAGAGGAAGAUGGCGAGGCGAAAGAGGAGGACGAGGCAGAAGAAGAAGGAAAGUUUGUCUUUGAGGGUCGCAACCCCAAGCUCAUCAAGGGCAAGGUCUCCAUGAUCAGUGGCUGCAUGGAUAUUCAGACCAGCACUGACAUUGGUGAUAUUUCGGAAACGGUGAAGCAUCUCACCCCCGCUGGUUUGGGAGGAGGUGCCCUGACAUCAGUUUUGAUCGACACGCUGACAGCUCACAAGAAGGCUGGGACGAAACCAUCCAAAAUGGAAGUGAUCAAGGAACUAAAGGCAAAAUUGGAGGAUUUGGAUGUCACUCAGAGACCUCAGAUCUCCACAUCUUCCAUUGUGGAUCUGUCAGAACCGUUCGAGUUUGUGCCCUCCGACUGCUCUGGCGUCCGACGUGCCGUCGUUAUUGGCAUAAACUAUACUGGGACUAGUAACGAGCUGAGAGGUUGCCACAAUGAUGCGAUCAACUUGAAAGCUUUUCUGAUGGAGGAACAAGGAUUUGACGAGGACAACAUCACAAUGCUUCUCGACGACGGAAAAGAGACCAAUCCCACCAAGCUCAACAUCAUGAUGGCCUUGCAUCACAUGGUUCAGUCCAGCAAGUCGGGAGAUUUCUGUUUCAUGAGCUACUCAGGCCACGGAGAUUUCAUUGUGGACAGGAGCGGAGAUGAAAAGGAUGGUUGGGACGAAGUUUUGUGUGCCGUUGAUCAUGAAAAUGUCGUGGACGAUGAACUCUGGGAAACAGUGGUGUCCAAGCUAAAGACAGGUGUGACUUUGUUUGGUAUUUCUGACUCGUGCCAUUCCGGAACUGUCAUGGACCUUCCCUACCGCUACCAGUUUGCCGAGGACAGCGAAGUUUGGGAUGAGAGAGAAGAGUAUGUGGCAGCAUUGCGAGAACACUUGGCACAACAGGAGGAAGAAGAGGAGGAAGAAGAAGAGAAAGCCAGGGAGGAAAAAGAGAAAGAAAAGGCCGAGGAGGAGGCCGAAUCCAGCAGCGAAUUGGAUGAUCAAAUGUUGGCCAUGACAGCCAUUUUGAUGAUGAUGCAGGUGAAUAGGAAGAUGUCCAAGACCAAGGUCAAGAAUAUGAAGAAAAAGAUGAAUGCAAUGAUGGCGUUCUUUGGUGGCGACGACGACGAUGAUGAGUAAUAAAGCAUCGGCCUUGUAUUGAAGUUCUGAGGUGCUGCCCAUCACGUUCUAUUCCUAUUCCAGUUCUUAGGCACUGGUCUUGUCUGCCUCGGUGUGGUACCGGUAGACUGGCCAGCAUACUCGCUAGAGCCCGGUAUUAUCUGUCUUAAUCAUAGUUGCUCUGGUUUCAAACCAGCCACGCCCUUUGUUUCUGCUGCUCCUCCACAGCCGCCACACGACACCCCCGAGGGUAACAAUUGCACCUCCACA